UACUGGUGACAGGCACGUAAUGACACGAAGACAGAUCAUUGUGUGUUCUUACUGUUUACCGGACCAUGUGGCUCAUUUUAAAGAAAAGCAACGAAACGGACAUAAGGGCAUACAUUGACAUUUAACAAGAAGUAAUUUUGGAAAACCAAGAGGACAAAGGAAAACGCAAGCCAAGACGAAUGCGAACAUGUUUUACACCAAGACAACUCCAAGUACUGGAGCAAACGUUUGCGAGAACACAUUAUCCAGAUGUACUCUUGCGGGAGCAGCUGGCUAAUUUUACAAAUCUUCCAGAAUCAAGAGUACAGGUGUGGUUCAAAAAUCGCAGAGCAAAGUAUCGAAAGCAUGAAAAGUCUGGAGUAGAGGUGUUUACCAAACCAAGCAUUCCUUCAUUCCUUAAACCAGAUAACUCAAGAAUUCAGAGGCAUGAAACUUCAUCGCAGUCUCACUUUCCCAUAUUUCAAAGACCAAGAGGUGCAAGUCUAUCAGUAUUGUCAUCAGUUCCGAGAAAUGUGGACGUAGCCGAUCGACUGCAUGAGCGCGCCCACCACCUUCCGAGCGUGUCUUCAUUUCUUCCGCCGGUUCGAGAAAUCCUUCCUUCAUGUAACAUGAUUCCAACACCUAUUCAUUCAUUGUCUUGCCCACCUGAGUCGUGUCGCCAACCAUUUCCGACAUACACUCUCAGGCAUUUCACCGAUGUAUCCCCUUUCGGUCCAAUUAACAAUUGAAACUGGAAUGUAACUAAUACCUUAAAUUAGUGGUCCAUCGCUCAGAGGGCUAGAAGGAUUAUAAAGGUCAACCUGCGUUGGCAACUGUCAAUAAGAUUCAAUUAAGUACAUAUUAAUUAGGCGCCUCGCAACACGUAAGUAUAGCAACUUAUUCUCAUAGGCACUACUGUGACAGCAGAAAAACUGACCCUUCCCUCUUCAGUUUAUUCCUAUCAAAAACAACAACAAAUAAAAAUGUGAAGAUCUCAACUUACAAACACACCAUCAUGGUGUCAUAAUUAUCCAUGUGUUUCUAAAGUGUAAACAUAAACACAAAUAUAGUACCCUCAAUAUACAGCAAUAGCAUCACAAUACAUGCUAUGUUUUCAUCAUCAUGUAGCUUCACCAUCAAUAUCUCAUAAUUGUGUUAUAUACUAUUGAGUCUUUCUACCCAAAAAAAAUAUAUUCUAUUCAAAUGGGAUUUGAGCACAUUUCAUAUAAUCUAUGUAUUGCAACUUUUAUGUGAAUACAUAAUUUUAGUCCUGCAAUAAAUAUUAGAUGAUAUCACCACAAGGCUUAAAACCGACAUUAGCAGUUUUUCAAAUAACUGUGUAAAGUUAUAAUAAUUGAUGACCAUUUGCACUGAGCUCGUGUAAUCUAUCUCUAAUUGUAAAUAAGGUAGCAAUUGCAAAAACAUACUUUCAAUAAAAAUUACUUCCAUUUCAUCGAA
Pocillopora damicornis (cauliflower coral) is the source of this 1437-nucleotide messenger RNA. RefSeq names its product paired box protein Pax-6. The record is from RefSeq and is a predicted model, not a curated record. Gene Ontology annotation, biological process: regulation of transcription by RNA polymerase II. Lineage: Eukaryota; Metazoa; Cnidaria; Anthozoa; Scleractinia; Pocilloporidae. Gene Ontology annotation, molecular function: DNA-binding transcription factor activity, RNA polymerase II-specific; RNA polymerase II transcription regulatory region sequence-specific DNA binding.